CCACCGGGGGGAGCUGCACAUUCUUCUGCAGGAGGAGGAUCUGGAUCCUGGAUGUCGCCGUAAUCCUCUUAGCUCCCUGAGCCUCCUGCCUCCACAGAUUCACACCUCAGCGGCAACAUGCACAAAACGCACAACGCGUACCGACCUCCAGAGUACAACGACGACCAGAACUCUCUCUGCUCCUCCUUUUGGUCCGAUGGAGACCGACGAGAGGAGGAGGAGGAAGAGGAGACUGCGCAGGUGGUUGGCGAGGAAGAGCGCGAACCUGUCAGCAUGUUGGAGGACGAGUCCAAACCUUUUGGGGAUGCAGAGGACUCGCUCCAGGAGCCUUCGGAGGAAAAGGACUCUGAAUCCUUCAGCUACUCAGAAGAUUCUCUCCAGGAGGAGGAGGAGGAGGAGGAGGAGUCCACACCUGUUGGCGGAGCAGGAGACUCUCUCCAGGAGGAUUCAGAGCAGGAAGACGACUCCAACCCACUCAGCGGUUCAGAGGACUCCUACUGCGAGGAUCCAGAGGAGGAGAUUGAGCGAUUUAUCUGCGAGAAGGAGUCCACACCUGGACCUGCGGGUGAAGAAGACUCUCCUCAGGAGGAGGAGGACUCUCGUCCUCGUGAGGAAAAGCCUGCAGUGAACCACCAGGUCACCAUCAGUCAGGAGGGAUCGGGAGGCGGACAUGGGGAGGAUGAUGAAGAUGAAGAAGAUGAUAGUCCCGCUCAGAGUCUGAUGACCUCCGGCUACGGCACCUUCCAACCGGAGGAGCUGGACGGAGGAGACGACCGGGACGACCGCACCAUCGCGGGCUUCGACCACGACAGUCGCGGAGACCCGUCCGAGACGAGGGACGACGAAGAGGAAGAGGAUGACCGCUCGCUGGGCUGGUUCGACCUCGGCCCCUCGGAGCCACGUGGUCCGCACGGAGAGGUGGACACGGUGGGACCAGGAGGAGACAAAGGGCCGCGUGCAAAGCCUGAGACGGGACAACAAGUCUGUGCUGCUGAAGACAAAGUGGGCGCGAAGAAUUCUGAAGGCGGGAGCGGUGAUGAAGAGGGAAAGCAACAGGAAACUAAAAGCGGAGACACUGAGGACGAAGCGGAGUCCUCAAGCAACAAAGACAUCAAGUUUAUCGACUCCAAAGUGGACGUCAGACACUCCGAGUGGGACGGAAACCUCCGACAGAAGAAGACAGCGAGCGGUCUGGAGGAGCGGCUGGCUGGUCUCCAGCUGUCCUCCUCGGGUCAGAGCUCUGAGACGGACCAGGUCUCCUUCAGCGCCUUGGAGUCCUACAUCGGGGGCCUGACGCGAAGUCGAAGCGACGGUGACCUCCGACCCAAACCCAAAUCCUUCAUCCGACCAGCGAUGAGUCAGCAAACCAUAAAGAAGACGGACCCGGUGGCCAAGUAUUUCAAGUACAAGCAGCUCUGGGAAACGUUCACGCUUCCAGGAGACGGGGACAGGCGGUCCCUCCGCUCGGAGCUGAAGGAACGACUUGCAUACCAACCUCCUGCACCCAAACCUCGGAGGACCUACGUGCCGAACUCCUACGUGGUGCCGACGGAGAAGAAGCGCUCCGCCCUCCGAUGGGAGCUCAGGAACGCCCUCGCCAGCGGACUCCUCCCCCACACAUUCAGAUUCCAGCCGUAGGCCUUCUUAAAGACUUUUAAUGUGACUGCAUCGAUGUUGUUUUUCUUAUAAAAAGGUGUUAUUUAUUGAUUCUUUCCGUGACACAAUAAAGGGUCUCUACGGUA
Molecule: messenger RNA, 1742 nt
Organism: Gasterosteus aculeatus aculeatus (three-spined stickleback)
Lineage: Eukaryota; Metazoa; Chordata; Actinopteri; Perciformes; Gasterosteidae
Gene: hyls1
Product: HYLS1 centriolar and ciliogenesis associated
Biological process (GO): cilium assembly
Cellular component (GO): centriole; non-motile cilium
Source: RefSeq, a predicted model, not a curated record